UUUUGUCUCGCGUCACAGCCAGAUGAGCUUUUGGCAGCAACGGGCCAAGGGUCUGACCGCAGCUUCUCGGCUCACUGGGCAACAACACAGUGGCUCGUGUUUAGUUAGUAAUCGUCUGGGACACCGAGGGUUACGUUACCUUUAAAAACGCCUCUCUUCGAGAGCGCACAGAUUGCAUAAGGCACGGAGACGCACAGAGACACGCCGCCAGGAGCGCUCUCUUUUGAAAACAUUUCAGAGGGACGUUGAAGAAAUAUUUGGUGUUUGUAUGUGUGUGUGUGGAAUGAUAUUUCACCCACGGGGAUGAAUUCGGUCUAACGGCGCAGCACAGCACGAUAAGCUCAGAGAAUUUGACUGCAUAGGAGGAACCUGAGGAAACUUCAAACAUCACACAGUAACAACUUGGGAAUGGCUUCGGCAAGACGCGAAUGUGCAUUCAUAUCUCCAUAGCCAUGCGUUGUUGCGCAUGAGUUGUGCUCCAUGACGAAAAUGAACCUGAGAAGAAGCAGUUAUUUGACAUACUCAGCUUCGUUUCCUCUUUUGGCCACGACAAAGCCUCAUAUCUAUGGUUGAUAUUUUUCCACAGUGUUGCCUCGUAAACCGUGCAAAUGCUGGAAUGGUUUGGUGCGCUGUUGAUCAUAUUGUUGGUGGCUGCCGUCAUUUGGCCAGCCUCAAAAUAUUUAGGAUUACCGAGCCAGUCGACGACGACGGGUGUCCAGGGACUUGGCCAGUUGCGCCGAGAAUGGAGGGAGAAAGUGGCGGAGAAAUGCAUCCCCAACCGCGGCGGUGACGGUGGAGCAGCGGGGCAAGGUGUGGACGGAUCACCAGGUGAAAGCCCUGCAGUUGCACUCAUUUGCAAGCCCUCGGCGCUCGCCAACUACCUGCUGAAACACUGCGUAACUUUCUGCAAAUUGCGCCCGUGGCCGUGGUGGAAUUGGAGGGCGAGCCCAUUGCUGCAAAGCCUCCUCGGCAUCUGCUGGCCCCACGACUGUUCUGUGCACUUCGUCCGGGACCAUCUCCAGAUGAGCGACGAUGGCAUCGUAGCGCUGGACUGGGCAGUGGCCGCCUCCGCCUCCGUGCACAAGAGGAGGCGAACCUCCAGCAACUCCACCAGCCCCAUCCUCAUCAUCAUCCCAAACUCCUUUGGGAAAAUCACCAGGAAUGUUGUGAAGCUGUGCGAGGUGGCUCUAACGCACGGCUACCUGCCCGUCAUCUUCAACCGCCGCGGCCACAACGGCACGCCGCUCAGCACCCUCAAGCUGCAGCAGUUCGGCGACCCGGCGGACCUGCGCGAGGCCGUGCGCUACAUCCGCUACCGGCAGCCCGCCGGACGCCUGUACGCCGUGAGCGAGAGCACGGGUUCGGGCCUGCUGCUCUCCUACCUGGGGGAGUGCGGAUCCUCCAGCUACGUCACGGCCGCCGCCUGCCUGUCGCCCGUCUUCCGCUGCCAGAGCUGGUUCGAGGGCGGAGGAGGAGGUGGUGGUGGUGGUGGUUUUACUGCCUGGCCGCUUCACUGGGCGCUGCUGCUCUACCAGAAGACCUGGCUCAGCAGGUACAGGACUGUGCUCGGGGACACCGUCCAGACAGACGCCCUCUUCUCUAGCGCCACCUUGAGGACCAUGGAGGAACUCCUCUUCUGCCACCACCCCCAUCCCCACCCCAGCCCUCCAUCACUCGACCCAGGCAGCAGCAGCAGCAGUAGUGAGGCCACUACCACCACCAACACCUCCUCCAGCACCGGGGCCUGGGAGUCCUACUGGGAACGCAACGACCCCCUCCGGGACAUCGACGAGGUGGCCAUCCCUGUGCUGUGCGUCUGCAGCCAGGACGACCCCGUGCGCGGGGAGCCCGAGUCCUCGCUGCCCCUGGAGCUCUUCGAGAGCAACCCCCACUUCUUCCUGCUGCUGACCUCCCAGGGCGGCCACUGCGGCUUCUACUCCGCGCCAGGAGGUGGCGCCGGUGGCGAGUCCUCGGCGGCGUCAGUGUCGUCGUCGUGGAGCCACGAGGCGCUGCUGGACUUCCUGCGCGCCACCAGCGAUUUCUUCGCGGCCGAGGAGCGGGCCAAGCAGCAGGCGGCACGGCGGCGCGGGCUCAGCGGCAGCGGGAAGGCGCUCCGCCACAGGACGGUCAGCACGUGCCGCAAGGUGCCCGCCUGCUCGCACAACAUCCAUGCCAUCUACAGCUGGCAGAGGUCCUACACCAGGUGAUGGAACACUGUGGGACUGACCGGCAGAGACAAGAAAGCCCCUGCACUGAUGACAUUUGUAGUGUUUACUUACGACGUUUCUGUAAUUGCUCAAGUAAUUGCUUGAAGAAGUUUAGUAGAUCGAAACGUUGUAAGUAAACGUGGCAAAUGUGAUCCGUGUGCGUGGAGCUUUCUUGUCUGUAGCGUUGGUGACCCAGGGGUUCCACUCCUAACACCUGGCAAAAGGAGGUCUGCAGGCAUUCUACAAAAUGGGGCUCGCUGACUCCACCAUACACCACUGACUUAUACCAUAGUGUUGUACGCCUGAGGGUUGAAAAGUUCUGGUGUCCAUGCUUCUACAGUAGCUAGAGCAAGACAUGUCUGUUGGCUCUUUAUUUAUCAGGAUCAUGACUAGGCCUCUUGGAGGGUGGUGGACCGGAGGACCACGAGUGGCUUCAGUUCAGAGAAAUUCAAUCGCAGCAAGCACAGGAAUGACUUUAGAGUCCCAGUGCACUACAAAGGUGUAUACCCUGAUGAACCUAGUUUAUUUAAAGGUGCACUGCGUAGGAUGGUGGCCAGAGUAGGUAUUGCAACUAUUGUAAAGUACUGUAAAGUUUUGCCAUAUUCCUGGAAAUAGCGGACAAUGGAGAAGAUCCCCCUUUUCGUGCAUGAAAAGUGCAAUUUUCCCAGUCUUGCUUACAAUUUGAUGUUGGUGGAAUUCAUGAAAAAGGUAACAUUUGUGAAAGGGCAGCCUGAAAUCUGGAAAUAAACUACAAAAAAAGUACACAGUGCACCUUUAAGAUGGUUGUAAGCCCAAAGGUAAAAAGAUUCUUCAUUCCUUGAGUUAAAGCAAAACAGGAUCAUGGCUGUGAUUCCAUCAGGGGAGUAGACAGGGGGAGCAUGGGAGCCACAGCCUCUUGGUUCAAGGAAAGGAAAUCACAGUGCAGGAACAACAUGGGUAUGCUCUACCACAAGGGGUAUACUGCAAAGGAGAUGAAGAAACAAACCUGGCUACAUAUUUUUUUUGUUCAGGGAAACGUGAGCACAGGACAAUUUGAGAGUAUAUUAUUACUUAAGUCCAGGAGCAGCGUUUUGCGGAACAUUUUUAUUAGAUUUGUUUUCUGAUACAUCAGAGCGAAAUGGGUUUAGGGAUAAGUAAGGGUUAACGUUCGGCGAGAAGGUCGCUACCGUGGAAUAGCAGCACAACAGAGAGAAUCUUUAGACCCCGACGCGGAGCGGAGGGGUCUUGUUCUCUCUGAAGUGCUGCUAUUCCACAAAGCGACCGACUCGCCGAAAGUUAACCCACUUAUUAUAUGGAUAUACUUAAAUGAUUCACACAUGGCGGGGACAUUUCUUUAGGCCUAUUUAAUGUGAAGUCUAGUUUUUAAUGUCAAAAGAUUGUUGCUGCGCAAAAACAAAACCGUGCCGUUGAACAGGUGUUGUCUAUCACAGCAGCAGAUUAGAGUCUUGUUGAAAAGUCGCUUUAGCAGUGAAAAGUCUUGUUGCCAUUGACAGCGGUCUGUUAUAGACCAACCCGUCCGUUAUCGAAAAAUAACAGACGUGCGAACGUUGGGGAGCCCCGUUGAAAUGAAUGGAGCAUUCGACCGAUGACGUCACAACCAUAUAAUAAAGUGAUGAUAAACCUGGUUUAGUUUCUGCAUAGAUCGAAGUAAACUUCAUCAUAGAAGAGUCCAUCUUCAUUCUCUGAAAAAAAAAGAAAAUUAAGAUGCCUGUUCUUCCUCUAUUGGGUAAAGUAAAUCAGGUUUCUUUUUUUUCUCAUCCACCUUUGUAGUGCACCCCUUAGGUAAAAAAAAGAUAUUUGGGACAAUUUUGUGGGGAAUGGUUUAUUCAGUUCAAUAUGCUGAGUCAGUGGUCUUAUCAAGGAUGUUUCAUAUUUCCUUCAUACUGUUGAGCAGUCGCAUUACAACUACAAAAAAGCAAUUGGGAACAAUAAGCAAUUGAACAAUGUUCCUUUGUUGUAUUGUUAUCAUGAACUGUACUGUUAACAUUUCCAAGACACUUCACAAGGAAGUACAUUCACACGGUGCACUUAUCACGUCUUGGUGUUCAGUGGUAUUUUUUCUCACACAAAGUUGCCAAGUUGUAGCAGUGUUUAUUUUUCUCCAGUGUCCUCUAUACCAAAUGUUUCAUAUUUCACUGUCAGUGAAGGACAUCGCUGAUAACAAAGUGUCCAUUCUGGUGAAGGAGCGGACGUAAACACGCACAGGAUAGAUUACAAAGUGCUUUGAUCACAUGGAGGAAUAAUGCUUUCCUUUUCUCAGCUUUGGCAGACAAUGGGAGUUUGUGUGUGCGUGAUGGUGACUGGUGAAAACACUGACGUCUGAGUUAUGAAGACCACAGGACAUGAUCAAGGUGUCUGAGCAUCUGGAACUGAUAUGACCUGGCAGGAGAAGGAAGUCUCUGGAAGAAAUGAUGUUAUGUGGCGAUGAGAGAGUGCUACAGAGAGGGCCGGAUUAACACACAGGAUAGAUAUGGCUACAACCCUAGGGCCCCCCACCUGCUAGGGGGCCCCCUGGUCAGCCAAAAGUUAAAGAUGGCAGAAUUGUGACCAGAUGCAAUAUUGAAAAAAAAUAAUCGUGUUGAGUUGGUAUACAUAUUGUCCUUAAUUCCUAGCUCAUAAUUUGGCACUAUUAUGGCAUUAUUUGGUCACAAAUUGCCUUCGAGGGGGCCCCACAAGCAACCCUGUAGCCUAUGGCGCCCCAGGCCAUCUUAAUCCGGCCCUGAUGACAUGGCGGGGGAAGUCUCCGGAAAAAAAUGAUGUUGUGUGCUGAUGAGAGAGCACUACAGAGAGAGAGAGAAAGAGUCAUGGAGUCAUGGAGACAGAGGCAGACGCAGACAUACAGUAGGGAGGAACCUCCUAGUGGCUUUUCAGGAUCUAGUAAUUCAAUCUCUGGGUAUGUUUAUGUCAGAGGUCACACACUUCUCAUGUUCCCUGUUGGCCUACUAUACUCUCUUGUGAGUGUUUUUUUUCUAAUGUUGAAUGUCAGUCUGUACAUUUGUCGGUAAAUUAUCGUGGAGAUAAAUGGAGAAAAAUUAAAAGCAUCUAUAUUGAAAAUGAA
Engraulis encrasicolus (European anchovy) is the source of this 5265-nucleotide messenger RNA. It is a transcript of the gene abhd15a, whose product is annotated as abhydrolase domain containing 15a. The record is from RefSeq and is a predicted model, not a curated record. Gene Ontology annotation, molecular function: monoacylglycerol lipase activity; short-chain carboxylesterase activity. The transcript has 3 exons. The coding region runs from base 609 to 2207 and encodes 532 amino acids. Lineage: Eukaryota; Metazoa; Chordata; Actinopteri; Clupeiformes; Engraulidae.